AAUUUUGUUUUUAAAGAGAAUCACAUCUGUGUGUGUGUGUGUGUGUGUGUGUGUGUGUGCGCGCGCGUACGCGCGCUCACUCACAUGCAUAUUUAUAUUUGUAUGUGUCAUGGCACACAUGUGGAGGUCAGAGGAUGUCCUUUAGGAGGUGGUUCUUUUCCACCAUGGGGCCUGGUGGUUGACCUUAGGUUGUUGGUGUCGAGUGCCUUUACUUACUGAGCUGUCUGCUCUUCCCUAAAACGAAUUCUUGUAAUAACAACAUAAAAAUGAUCUUAUGUUUAUGCUUUAGAGUUUACUUUGGCAUUUGUUUCAAGGUGCAGGUCCAGUUAACCUUGUUUCAUACUAUCCUUAAUAUCUGAUUACCACUUGGGACUAGUAACUUAGAGUUCUUACUUUUUAACCUAAGUGUUCACUGGGAGAGAUUGGAGAUGAUGUAGGUAGUUGAGACUGAACCUGUCUCUACUGUAUCCUAAGCAGUCUGCCUGUGAGCACUAACUCCGUCCCUAAUUAAUUUUCUAUAAACUCAGAACAGAUAUUUCUUGUGGACUAUUCAUUUUUAGGAUUAAAAAGACAUGUCUAAAAUCCAUUAGUAUAUGCAUGUGAGCUGGUUAUUAAAAUUACUUUGAUUCUGUUGAACAGGGUUUAUCCUCCUGUAUUGAAUGGUCCUAAAAGAAUGUUCAGUUGACAGUAGAGAAUUAAGCCAAGGAAUCUUAAUUUUAAUUUUUAUACGAUUUUGCUUACUGUGCGUGUGUGUACAUCACAUCAUGCAUGUAAGGUCAGGCGACACUGAAAGGGACCAGUUCUCCUACCAUGUGGGCUGAGGGAAUAGAACCCUCAGGUCUUCAGGCUUGACACAGCCUGCAUAUCUAUAAGCCAUCUGAAUAGCCUAGGUCCUAGGAUUUUAGCAGUUAUUAAUAAAGUGAGCAGGAAUUUGACUUCAGGGUGUAUAUACAUAAACAUAUUUCUGCAUUUAUUUAUAUAUAUUGUUUUAUAACUUUUAUUAACAGCCUUAAUAAGAUGUUAUAUGAUUUUGUUGUUUGCUAGGGUUAUUUGUAUAAUGUUACCAUUUGCCCAUUGAGUAAGUCUUCAUAUUUUCUAGAUGUCCCUCUCCUUUCAAGAUAGCCAAUUAACUGAAAAUAGCUAUGUAACUAGAUUUGGGGCUAGACAUGUAUGUAGCUCAGUGGUUGGUCAUAACCUUUUCUUGAGGCCCCGGGUUCAAUAUCCAGGCUUGAAAGAAUUAAAAAAUUACAAAUAAACAAGCAGAUUAGACUCAAGAGAAUUUCAUUUCUCAGUUUUACUCUUUGCUUCUUAGGCUGUCACAUUUCAAUUGUUUUCCACCAAGAGCCUUACCCCCACUACCACGCUGCCCCCCAUCUCUCUUUCUUCAUAUUUUAUGUAGCUGAGUUCAAACUUGGUAUGUAACUGAAGAUGUGUGUGUGUGUGUGUGUGUGUGUGUGUGUGUGUGUUUCAAAAAAAUGGAAAAAAGUAUUUUUUAAAUCUGAAAAGUAGCUCAAGGCUUCAGCUACUCUAACUUUUUCAAGAAUAAAAGUGAGUCUGUGUAAGGAGGGCUUUAUCUGCUUUGGUAUAGUUCUCUUCCCUGUCCUAUAAAAACUUUUUGAUGUUACAAUUUUGUUUAUUAAUAAAUAGUUUUAAAAGAUAUUUUUGUUAUGCUUUCUGAAGAUGAGUUCCACAGUGACAGAAAGCAGCUGAUGUGUAUGUUUGAAGUAGCUCUUUGGAAACAGGCAGCUCCACUGUAGCAUGAGGAGAGCUGCUGUAAGGAACUCAUUUGCUUUCUGUAUCCCCCAAACUAAUAGAAUUAGAAUUGCCUGUGCAACAGAUAUGACUGUCUCGAAGGUAGGUUUAAUUAGCCUGAGAUUUUGUUUACAUUUUUAUAUUCUCUAAAUUUUCUGUUUUGCCUUUUUUGGGGGUAUUCCUGGAUUAUUUGAAACAUCUGUUGUGAGAGCUGGAGUCAUGCUCAGGGUUAGGAGCGCUGCCACCCUUGCAGAUGACUCAGAGUCAUGUCUCAGCACCUCACCUACAUGGCACUCGCACUGACAACAGAGCUGAAUCAAUUUAUGAAGAAAUGAAACAGAAAUAUGGAACUCAGGGUUGCUAUUUACUUAAAAUUAAUUCUCGAGCACCAAAUCGAGCAUCAGAUGAGCAGAUACCAGAUCCUUGGAGUCAGUAUCUCCAGAAAAAUAGUAUUCAAAACCAGGAAUCAUAUGAAGAUGGCCCUUGUACUAUGACCUCCAGUAAGAAUUCUGAUAGUAACUUGCUUUCAUUGGAUGGACUAGAUAACGAAGUCAAAGAUGGCCUUCCAGAUAACUGCAGAGUUCAUCCACUUCAAAUAGACCAGUGCGGUGACACUCCUCAUAACACCGAUGGCUCGGAUCAUGCAAAGUCUGCUUCUUCAGUACAUGAGACAAAGAAAGCAAGCACUGGACUGAUUCGUGGUGCCUGUUUAACACUUACUGAUCAUGAUAGAAUUCGACAGUUUAUACAAGAAUUUACAUUCCGUGGCCUUUUGCCACACGUAGAGAAAACAAUUCGUCAGUUAAAUGAUCAGCUAAUAUCAAGGAAAGGUUUGAGUCGAUCUCUGUUUUCUGCCACUAAGAAGUGGUUCAGUGGCAGUAAAGUUCCAGAAAAGAGCAUCAGUGAGCUGAAGAGCACGUCGGGGUUGUUGUAUCCACCAGAAGCACCUGAGCUUCAGAUCAGGAAGAUGGCGGACUUGUGCUUUUUGGUGCAACACUAUGAUUUGGCCUACAGUUGCUAUCACACUGCAAAGAAGGACUUUCUUAAUGAUCAAGCCAUGCUUUAUGCAGCAGGUGCCUUGGAAAUGGCAGCAGUGUCAGCCUUUCUUCAGCCUGGAGCUCCCAGGCCGUACCCUGCUCAUUACAUGGACACAGCAAUUCAGACAUAUAGGGAUAUCUGCAAGAAUAUGGUGCUGGCUGAAAGAUGUGUGUUGCUUAGUGCCGAAAUUUUAAAAAGUCAAAGCAAGUACGCAGAGGCUGCAGCUCUUCUAAUACGGUUGACAAGCGAGGAUUCUGAUCUCCGAAGUGCACUUCUUUUGGAACAGGCUGCACAUUGUUUCAUAAACAUGAAGAACCCCAUGGUUAGAAAAUACGCAUUUCACAUGAUCCUGGCAGGCCACCGUUUUAGUAAAGCAGGGCAGAAAAAGCACGCUUUGCGCUGCUAUUGUCAAGCCAUGCAAGUUUACAAAGGAAAAGGCUGGUCUCUGGCAGAGGAUCAUAUCAACUUCACCAUCGGGCGCCAGUCCUAUACUCUGAGGCAGCUGGACAACGCUGUUUCCGCUUUCAGACAUAUUUUAAUCAAUGAAAGCAAGCAGUCUGCCGCUCAGCAGGGAGCCUUCCUCAGAGAAUAUCUCUAUGUUUAUAAGAAUGUAAAUCAGCUGUCACCAGAUGGCCCUUUACCACAGCUUCCCUUACCAUACAUUAACAGUUCAGCAACACGGGUUUUCUUUGGCCAUGACAGACGACCAGCAGAUGGAUCCAAAACCUUCUUGCCUCCCUGGAUACCAGGUGAAAAGCAAGCGGCUACUCAUGUGAGUCUUGAUCAAGAGUAUGACGCUGAGUCGUCCCAGCAGUGGCGAGAACUUGAGGAGCAUGUUGUGGCUGUGGCUAAUAAAGGAGUAAUCCCAUCCAGUUUCUAUCCUACACAGUAUUGCUUGAACAGUUACUCCGAUAACUCCAGAUUUCCACUGGCAGUUGUAGAAGAGCCAAUUACUGUGGAAGUGGCUUUUAGAAACCCUUUAAAAGUUCCGCUUUUGCUGUCUGAUUUGUCAUUGCUCUGGAAGUUUCAGCCUAAAGACACCAGUGGGAAAGACACUGAAAAAGAACGAGUUACAGGUGAACCUGAAAUGAUUGGAACUGAAGUUAUUUCAGAAUUUUUAAUUAACAGUGAAGAAUCUAAAGUGGCAAGACUGAAGCUCUUUCCCCAUCACAUAGGGGAGCUGCACAUCCUGGGAGUUGUGUAUAAUCUUGGCACUAUUCAGGGCUCCGUGACAGUAGAUGGCAUUGGUGCUCUUCCUGGAUGUCACACAGGAAAACAUUCUCUGGGUAUGUCCGUCCGAGGGAGACAGGAUUUAGAAAUUCAAGGCCCUCGACUUAACAACACCAAGGAGGAGAAGACGUCUGUUAAGUAUGGCCCUGACCGACGUUUGGACCCCAUAGUCACGGAAGAGAUGCCGCUCCUGGAGGUGUUCUUUAUACAUUUUCCUACAGGUCUCCUCUGUGGAGAAAUCCGAAAAGCAUAUGUAGAGUUUGUCAAUGUCAGCCAGUGUCCUCUGACUGCAUUGAAAGUGGUAUCUAAACGUCCCGAGUUCUUCACUUUUGGUGGCAAUACUGCUGCUCUAACACCGCUGAGCCCCUCCACAUCUGAGAACUGCAGUGCCUAUAAGACGGUUGUGACAGCGUCCCCCUCCUUGGGGACAGCAUUUGUGUCAACAGCAUCAUCUGUGGACUUCGGAACUGGCACAGGACAGCAGCUGGAGGCCAUUCCUGUCCCCCUUCCUGACUCUGUGCUACUCCCUGGAGCUUCUGUCCAGCUGCCAAUGUGGCUUCGUGGGCCAGACGAAGAAGGUGUCCAUGAAAUUAACUUUUUAUUUUACUAUGAAAGUGUUAAAAAGCAGCCCAAAAAACGACACAGAAUAUUAAGACACACUGCAGUUAUUUGCACUAGCCGGUCUUUGAACGUGCGAGCGACUGUUUGUAGAAGUAAUUCCCUUGAAGACGAAGAAGGCAGGGGCGGCAAUAUGCUAGUCUUCGUGGAUGUAGAAAAUACCAAUACUAGUGAAGCGGGAGUUAAGGAGUUCCACAUGGUGCAGGUGUCAAGUAGCAGCAAGCACUGGCAGCUACACAGAUCCGUGAACAUCUCCGAAAACAGAGAUGCCAAACUUGCCAGUAGAGAGAAGGGAAAGUUUUGCUUCAAGGCAGUAAGAUGUAAACAAAAGGAAGGUGAUAAACAGUCCUCAGAAAAAUACACUUUUGCAGAUAUCAUCUUUGGAAAUGAACAGAUAAUAAGUUCAGCAAGUCCAUGUGCAGAUUUCUUUUACCGAAGUUUAUCCUCAGAGUUGAGAAGAACACAAGACCAGCUUCCCGCCUAUCCCGAGAAAAAUGCCUCAGAGGGUGCUGUCAGGCUGAUUGAGAAGUGCAGUGAGGUGGACCUGAGCAUUGUCGUCCUGUGGAAGGCAUACGUUGUGGAAGAUAACAAGCAGCUUAUUUUAGAAGGCCAGCAUCAUGUUGUCGUUCGCACUGUUGGCAAAGAAGCCUGUUCACACUCUCAGAAACAGGAGCCACCAGAAAUGGAACUAUUAAAGUUUUUUAGGCCAGAAAACACUACAGUUUCUGCAAGACCAUCAGUAGAGCAGCUUUCUAAUCUCAUUAAAACAAGUCUCCACUACCCGGAGUCAUUUCAUCAUCCAUUUCAUCAGAAAAGCCUUUGCUUAGUGCCAGUCACCCUUUUACUUUCUAACUGUUCUAAGGCUGAGGUAGAUGUAAUAGUUGAUCUCCGGCAUAAAACAACAAGUCCAGAGGCAUUGGAAACUCACGGAUCAUUCACAUGGCUUGGACAGACACAGUAUAAACUCCAGCUGAAAAGCCAAGAGACGCACAGUUUGCAGCUGAAGGCAUGCUUUGUUCAUACAGGCGUUUAUAACCUUGGAACUCCAAGGGUAUUCGCCAAGUUAUCGGACCAGGUGACAGUAUUUGAAACAAGUCAGCAGAACUCCAUGCCUGCUUUGAUUAUCAUCAAUAACGCGUGACAGCCGAGAGUCACAGACUCAGUCUGACUUUGUGGAGUUGGUUUUACAACAGCGUUUGAAAUACCCAACUUGUUCAGGAAGUUCUCUGAUCACUGCAAAACACAGGGGCUUGGCACUUAGCUGACACAGUAUGCUGGGCUGAGAAUGCUUAGACUCCCCCUUUUUUUUUCCCCUUUUAAACCUGGUAAUAAUUUACAUGCUUAUAAUACAGAAUUCAAUGUAUCCAUACACCUUAAGCCUUAAGUCUUAAAAAAACGUCCAAGUCUGUUGCAACUUAACGGAUGGUUGUGACUCUUAGGAGUGGUUUUGAGGAAUGAAAGGCCUUGCUGGUAAUACUCCUGUUAAGCCAUUUACCACUUACCUUUACUGUGAAAUUCUAGAGAGUGUUAAAUACAGAUUGUCCUGCCUUGCCCCAGACAGUCCUGUGAGAUGGGUUUUGAACUUCGGUUGUGGACACUCAUACUUCAGUGUGGUGUCCUCUGGCUUAUACAUAACUGUAAAAAAGCUUUUCUGAUGCUUUGAACAUAGUUUUGGAAGGAGUUUGACUUUAUUCCCUUGCUCAUCUCUUACUGUCACACUAUUUCACAAUAAGAUUUUUGUCAUUAAAUCAUAUUCUUUAUUAUAACUAACAAUUAAGUUGAUCUGUUUAAAAUAUAAAUCUACUCCAGUUAAAAAUAAGCUUUUCAAAAAUGUAUUAUAUUUAUAACAAAUUUACUGUAAAUAGAAUAAAGACAUACUAUUCACUGUAUAAAUUUAUUAGAUGCCUUUUUUAAAACCUGCUUUGUGAGGACUUCAUAUAUUCUUUAUUUAAAAUAAAGUCAGACGUGUACAGUA
Rattus norvegicus (Norway rat) is the source of this 6613-nucleotide messenger RNA. The record is from RefSeq and is a predicted model, not a curated record. NCBI's taxonomy places the organism in Eukaryota, Metazoa, Chordata, Mammalia, Rodentia, Muridae.